Messenger RNA from Drosophila innubila, 1026 nucleotides. Its product is annotated as lysosomal Pro-X carboxypeptidase. The record is from RefSeq and is a predicted model, not a curated record. The coding region runs from base 1 to 957 and encodes 318 amino acids. Gene Ontology annotation, molecular function: serine-type exopeptidase activity; dipeptidyl-peptidase activity. Gene Ontology annotation, biological process: proteolysis. The transcript is spliced from 2 exons. Lineage: Eukaryota; Metazoa; Arthropoda; Insecta; Diptera; Drosophilidae.
AUGGGCAGCCCUCGCUUUGCCGGUGGCAUGCUGGCAGCCUGGUUCCGCAUGAAGUAUCCACAUAUUGUAAUCGGAGCACUGGCUGCCUCCGCACCCAUUUUACAAUUUCCCGGACUGACGCCGUGUGAUAUUUUCAACAAGAUAACAACAUCGGUGUAUGAGACUGCGUAUAAUGCCAACUGCAGUGUUAAUAUUGGCAAAUCCUGGAAAGCUUUUGAGACACUAGCUGCCAACGAUGCGGGAAAGAAGCAGCUGGGCGACAUCUUUCGCCUGUGUGAUCCCAUCAAUAACGCUGACGAUUUGAAUCAGUUUAUGAAUUACCUAGAGGAUGUUUAUGGCAAUCUGGCAAUGACUAAUUAUCCCUAUAAUAGCACCUUCCUGGCUCCAGUUCCGGCAUAUCCAGUGCGCCAGCUUUGCUUCUACCUAAAGGAUCUGCAUCAGAACGAUGCGGAUCUGAUCCACAGCAUGGUCAGCGCCCUUGCCGUCUAUACGAACUAUACGGGCACCGAAAAGUGCGUGGAUUACAAGUACUCUUCUUCCAGCACCACGUUGGACAACAAAGGCUGGGAUAUUCAGUCGUGUAACCAAAUGGUGAUGCCAUUCUGCUCCAACAGCAGCGAAACCAUGUAUCGCACCAAGGCAUGGAAUUUGAAGGAGUACUCCGACAACUGCUACAAGAAAUUCCACCUUACACCCAAGCCCUAUGACAUUAUAUUACGCUAUGGUGGCAAUAAUCUGGAAUCAGUGAGCAACAUCAUCUUCAGCAAUGGCCUACUUGAUCCUUGGAGCGGUGGCGGUGUUCUCCAGGCACCAAACAAUCAAGUUCACGUCAUCAUUUUGCCAGAGGGUGCCCAUCAUUUGGACUUGCGCUCAAGCAAUCCCUCGGAUCCGGCAUCCGUGACGGAGGCUCGUCGUAUGGAAGCAACCAUUAUUGAGGGAUGGUUAAACCAAGGUUAAGAUUUCUAUACAUACAUAUAUAUUUUGUAUAAUGUUUAAUUAUGAUAAUAUAUAUUCUUCUACAUAAAA